Molecule: messenger RNA, 1453 nt
Organism: Hippocampus zosterae (dwarf seahorse)
Lineage: Eukaryota; Metazoa; Chordata; Actinopteri; Syngnathiformes; Syngnathidae
Product: gastrula zinc finger protein XlCGF7.1-like
Exons: 2
Coding region: 413-1327 (304 amino acids)
Biological process (GO): regulation of transcription by RNA polymerase II
Cellular component (GO): nucleus
Molecular function (GO): RNA polymerase II transcription regulatory region sequence-specific DNA binding; DNA-binding transcription factor activity, RNA polymerase II-specific
Source: RefSeq, a predicted model, not a curated record
CCAAGUGAGCCGCCAUACUCUUUCGACUGCGACUGUACUUCCGCAUACGUUUUCGGCUUACCGCCCCAUCGUCACACAAUUAUUGUUCCCGAAUUAUCACAGAACAUACCGAAGCCUCGAUCAGGACGUCCUCUCAGUAUUUCACUGAAGUAAACCCACGUUGAUUAAAUGUUUGUGUCCGGAUAACUGCGUCUUGAUGGGCGUUGAAGCUUCUCCACCCGGGUUAGCUUAGCUUGCUAGCUGACGCCUUUCUCGACGCUUCGCUGAGCAGCGAUCGAGUGAGAGCGUAAAGUCUCGUGAUUAUCGUGUGAAAAUCUGUGCACAAAGUGUGAAAGAGGAGUACGAGGGGAAACUUUGUCGGACAGAGGAGAGCGAGCGACAAGCUCAACUACUGGACGCUAAUUUUAAUAAGAUGCCUCUCGAUCUGGUACACGCAGCAGACACCGUAGAAGAUCUUCACAGAUAUCCAGACGCCUCCCACAUUAAAACGGAAGAGGAGGAGGCUGAUGUCACCAACUUUCCAUUGACAGUCAUUGUGAAGAGUGAAGGCGAUUAUGAAGAAGGAAAAGAACAUGAUGGAGAUCACUGCAGAGGAGCCGGCUUCUUCGCUCAGCUAUCAGAUUGUGACGCUGUGUCAUCACAAUCACAUGACACGGAUGAUGAUGAUGAUGACGACGACGAUGAUGAUGAACACUCUAAAGGUGACAUGACGUGUCACACCGAAAAAACCCCCUGGGAAUGUUUGCAGUGUGGGACAACAUUGACCACAAAGUGGGAUUUAAAAGCGCACGUGAGGAGCCACGCAAGAGAGAAACCUUUCAUUUGCUCACUUUGUGGCAAAAGUUUCACACGUAAGGAAAAGUUGAAGAUCCACAUAAGAACGCACACGGGGGAGAAACCUUUUAUCUGCUCAGUGUGUGGCAAAAUGUUUACGCAUCAGGGACAUUUGACCUUACACAUUGGAAUGCACACUGGUGAGAAACCUUUUUCUUGUUCUAUUUGUGCCAAAAAUUUCACGCGUAAGGCACAUUUGAACAAACACAUGAAAAUACACACUGGAGAGAAACCUUUUGCCUGCUCAGUCUGCGGCUUAAGCUUCAGUGAACGCCCGGGAUUGGUUCUACACAUGCGGACGCAUACUGGCGAGAAACCGUAUUCUUGCUUAGUGUGUGGCAAAAGUUUCUCUCUGAGUCGCAAUUUGACAAGACACAGACGAAGACACACCGGUGAGAAACCAUUCUCCUGCGCUGCGUGUGACGAACGUUUCUCUUACAAGUAUCAGGUGAACAAACACGAGUGUGCCAGUCAGAAAAGCAGCAGGCAAUGAAACUGCAGAACUUUUGGAAAACACAAACUGCGACUAACCGCAAACAAACUCACAUUUUUGUGGACCAUUUUGUGGUUUUAGUAUGAUGGAAUGUAAUAAAAUCGAAAAUGCAAGUCGUCACACUGA